GAUUUGUUUGGAGCUGAUCUUCCUGUUGAAGGAGGUGAUCCAGGAAUGUUUACAUGGCGUGAUGGACCUCUACUAAGAGCUCUCAAGGCUGGGCACUGGAUUGUAUUUGAUGAACUGAAUUUAGCUUCACAGUCUGUUCUUGAAGGACUGAACGCUUGUUUGGACCACAGAGCUGAGGUCUAUAUACCAGAGCUCGGAAUGUCAUUUAAAGUCCAGCAUACAAAAACAAGAUUAUUUGCUUGUCAAAAUCCACUUAACCAGGGUGGGGGCAGGAAAGGUUUGCCAAAGUCUUUCCUCAACAGAUUUACACAGGUUUAUGUUGAGCCAUUGUCCAAAGAAGAUCUCUUGUUUAUCACAACCUCGCUCUUUCCAAACAUGGAGCCUGAAACAUUACAAAAAAUGAUUGUCUUCAAUAUGCAACUCCAUCAUGAGACAGUCGUCCAGGCCAGCUGGGGAAAGAAGGGCAGUCCUUGGGAAUUCAACCUAAGGGAUGUGUUCAGAUGGUGUGAAUUGUUCCUUGGACAUAAGUCGUCAUCAAUGCAAGAGCUUUUCCACUAUGCAAAGCUUAUCUACAGCGAUCGCAUGCGCACUUCAGAGGACAAGAAAAGGGUUAUGGAACUUUUGUAUAAAACAUUCAAUCACCAUCAAGACUUGGAUCAUGUGACACUAAUGACUGACAAACCAUGGUUACAUGUUACUACCAACCAUCUUCAGGUUGGAUACUCAUUUCUUCCCAGAAGGGAGUGCAGCAACAGUUUAAAAUCAUCAGAACGCUCACUACAGAUCCUCCGCCACCAUUUGCCUUAUAUGGAGUCCUUGAUGAAAUGCAUUGAAAUGGGCUGGAUGGCUGUUUUAGUUGGUAAACGUUCUUGCGGUAAAACAUCUCUUGUUCAGAUGUUAGCAGAGUUAACAGGCAACAAGCUUGAUGUGCUUGCAAUAAAUAGCUCUAUGGACACCACAGAACUGCUUGGAGGAUUUGAACAGGCCAAUUUAAAUCUUCACUGGCAAAAGAUAGUGAAAGAUAGCGAGGACCUUGUACAAAGAACAGUAAGAUGUGCACUCCUUAAGAAAACAAGAAUUGAUUCUUCAAGCACAAAUGGCCCAAAAGAGGCUUUUGAACUUUAUGCAAAAUGGGAGAGAUUUGUAAAAUCCUCGAGUGCAGGUCCAAAUGGUCAAAACAACACAAAGAAAGCAACAGAUCUAUCAGUGUCAAAAAUAGAGGACCUUUUUGAUAUACUUGAGAAUCUAUCAGAACUUAGUUCUCACUGCUCAGCUGACACAGAUUCUUUGAAAGCAAGUGCUCAUAAUUUAAAGAAAAGACUCCAUGAUAACCAUGGAAACACGCACUGCGGCGGUCAGUUUGAAUGGAUUGAUGGGCAGCUUGUAGAAGCCUUGAAAACUGGAAACUGGCUUCUUAUUGACAAUGUAAACUUUUGCAGCCCUUCAGUUCUGGAUAGACUUAAUGCAUUGCUUGAACCAGGCGGCGUUCUUAGCAUCAAUGAGAGAGGAGUUGUUAACGGAGAGGUUCCAUCUAUAAAGCCACACCCUGACUUCAGGCUUAUACUUGCAAUGGAUCCAUCGUAUGGUGAGAUAUCACGUGCCAUGCGCAAUAGAGGAGUUGAAAUAUACAUGCCUGGAGAGGAUGAUGAGUCUACUAGUUAUGAUAACUAUGAUUUGCAAGUAAUGCUGAAUGGUUUGGGACUCAAUGAUAGAAGAAUAUGUCAGAUGCUUCUAGUAUUUCACAAAGACUACAAAACCAAGCUUGGAGGUUCUAUUCUUGAUUUGGUGCAUGCGGCCAAAAUGAUCACAAAUCUGCAACACAGGGGAGAGAGUCUGGGAACUGCUCUUGUCACAUCACURAGCCAAGUUUAUGUCAGGAGCCAUGUUAACAAGACAGACAGACAGAUUGCUGAGGAUGUUGUUGAACUGCAUGUCAAACAAUCAUCAUUCAACUUACAGGACAAAGCAUCUAUUAGUCCAACUCCUCCUUCAGUGUGGGAAUUCAGUGAAAAUUCAAUGCUUGCAAACAUAAGGUGGCUGUGCACACCUUUAAGCCAGUUGCUAUGGGAAAAUCAAUCAUUAGAUAUCUUGAAGCAUGCUGUUGACAUUGUCAUGGAAAGAGCAACGUUCGAUGACUGGAAGUUAAGAUGUGAUGUUGUGUCUUCUUUGCUUUGUAAAUCUGCCAUGGCGAUGGAGCCUUCCAAGCUUGCAGUGCUUAAUGACUUGGUCAACAUGGUAAAGUCUGUACAUGAAAGACUCUUUGGAAGUAGUCUUAUGAAUGGAUUGAAGAAGACCUUCACACAGCUGACUCUUUCUAAUUCAGGAUUGGAUAUCAUGGAUAACCAGCCAUUUGACAUCAGAUUGACAAGACAUCUAAGUCAUCAGAUAGAUUGGAAAGAAUGUGGGCCAGAAAUGGAAAUACGACUGUCAAAUUUAUGCAAUAGAAUCAAUCUUUUUGGCAGAAGAUUGAAACAUGCUGUAUCUAAUGGCACAAAGACUGAAAAAACAUUGUUGAGCAUGUCACAAAGGUUUCAUGAAGGACUUGCUUCCAUGGAAAUGCUGCCUCAUCCAAUCAUAGCACACUUGUUUCCAUUCUUCAAAGUCUUCAAUGAGUUUCUUGAUUGGUUGAUUUUGUUGGAUCUUCCUCUUAAUGAUGACAAGCUUGUAGAGGCUCUGGAGUCCCUUGAAUGGAUUUCUCGUUUGUAUUCUAUUUGUACAUCAGCUACUGCUUUCUCACUGGAGCUGCUUUCUCUACACUGGCAGUGGUUCUUUGAGCAAACCUUCAAAGUAGUUCCAACCAUCAUGUGCUGCAGCCAGAAUGAAUUCCCAAGUGACCUCAUGACCAUUGUGAAUCAACUCAGUCAAGGUCUAGGUACUGACACUCAUUUAGCUAAAGUCCAUCUAAGAAUGAUUGACAACUUUGGACACCCACUGGCCUUCAAAUCAGAGUCUGUUUAUCAAAAUUGGGGUAAACUACGCCAGCUGUGCCACUUGUUAGAGGUAUCAUGGCGGCAGGACAUGACAUCAUAUGAACAAUCUCAGCUAUCAAAUCAAUUAAAUCUGUUAGUGAAAGAUGGUGUUAGAGCAAGGGAAAUCCUGUGUAAAGGAAUUGCUGGUGUUUUCGGCAAUGAGAUUGUGAUGGAUUCAGAGUUGGAAUCUGUUGUAGAUGAUGUCACAGCAGUCAUAUCCCCAUAUGGACUAUUACCAAAUCAACCCUACACCACCCCCCUCAGUGAAGAUGCUAUGGAUGAAAGUGUUUGUGUUAGUGUAUCACAUGACACUGUUACCAAGGUGAUGAUGCUACCACUCUGUAAUGUCAUGGCUCAUUUCCAGGAACGAUGUAUUGUGGCAGAGCUUUUAGAAGAAAUGGUCAAGUUCAAGUGUACAAGUUCCCUAGUAAACUGCAAUGUUCAAGAACUUGAUGCCAAGAUGAAUGCACUAGUAAACUAUCUUGUGACCAACUCAACAACUUCACCUCUCAGUCUUGCUGUGUAUCACUAUCUACAAGCUGUCAUCUUACAGGAUAUAGAGCGAUUCCCCUCUCUUAUCAAGAAUAUGGAUUCAGAACUGACUUACUCCAUCUUGACCAAUGAAUUACAUAGUAACACAUCACUGAAUGUUGCCAUGUGGGCUAUGACAGAGUCUUGUCAAUCUCAACUGCCUUCGACCCAAGAGGCAGCAGAGCUUGGAAAAGGCAGCCUAGACUGCUUCCUAUUCAAAAUUCUCAACAACCAGCCAACCAAACAGAAGAGAUCGGUUAGCCCUGAUGACUCUUUGUCAAGUGUUGCUAUUGGUAACCAUAGAGAAAAGACUGAACAACUAGCUGUACUUUUACGCCAUAUAUGGAGCAAUGCUGAUCAUGUGACAAACUUAGCCAAUCAAAAUCGACUUUGCGAGCUCUCUCUUUGUGCAUCCAAGUUUGCUCAAGUCAUUUUAGCAUUGUCUGUUCUUAUGGAAACAGAUAGUGUCCAUGAUGACAUCAUCAAGGUUGCUAUGGCAAUUACAACUUCCCAUGAUCUCUCUGGCCUGAAAGAACUCUUAGAAAAAAUUUCAAGUAAAGUGUUUGAUAGCUACAAGAAGCAAACGGGUUCUACUAAUAACACAACAGAGAUGGAGACACUUCUUCUUCAAGCCUUUAGCUAUUUUUCGUCUUGUUGUCAUAAAAUGCAUCGUCAAAAGGAUAAAAACAGACAAAGUAGUGAUGAAAGAGAUGACAUUUCUGUGGACAUUGCGUGCAUAUGGGUAAACCUUGGUCUACUGCAAACCUUAUUGCUAUGUCCAAUUGGACCCGUUGAUCCAGUAGAAAAGAGUUCUAUAGAGCUGCAGUAUGUUAGAGAUGAGAUAACUGACGCUAAGCAAGAGCUUCAUGUACGAUUGUAUGCUGAACAGCUGUGGACUGGAUACACAACAACCCUCAGUGAACUUGAAAAACAGCUAGACGAAGGGCUAGAUCCCUCCACAUUAGACAUCACAUCUAAUCCUCUCCGUGUAAAGAUUCUGGCUCAAAAACUAAAGAAAGCAAAGGAUAAAGAGAAAGAUUUGCAGCGUCAUAUUGCAGUCAGACCCAGUCCUUCUCAGUUUGGUGAAAUACUGCGCAGUAUAAAACAUUAUGAGCUUACAAUAGGAAGUCCUGAUACAGUUGUUCAGUUAAUGACUGGAAUACAGCGAGCCGUGUCGUCCUUAAGGCUCCAAUAUGACGAGGUUCAGCACGUGUUGAAUUCUGCACACAGCAUCAUCCAGAGAGUGACAACGUGGAUUUUAUCACAGGAGAAGUUUAUGCUUCAAAUCAAGAAUGAUUUUCCUCUUUAUGGUGAUGUGACAGGUCCGUUUGUUGCUGCAGUAGCUCAGAUUGUUCAUGGGAUGAAUACUUUGAGCAGCUGUUUACAACUUCAACUACAAAGGCACAUGUUUUUGCUGAAGUGUCCAGAUGCAUUAUCAGUUACGGAGGUUAUAUGUCCAGACAGCCUCAUUUCAGCAUUAUGUAACCAGGAGUGUUUCCUGGACAAGGGUAAUCUGGACAUGGUAAAGUACCUCAUGUCAGGACCAACAUGGUCGUGUAUACAAGGAAUGAGUCUUCAAACCAAAGAAGAAACAAGUUAUCAGCGCUUAGAAUUGACCUCCAGACUACUCUGGAUCAGUAUUCUUCACAUACAAAACUACACUCUCCAUCACAACUACCUCAACAACAAAGCCAUGAAUCAGUUUGUUGAAAUACUCAAUAUCUAUACACAACAGUGGACGUUAGCGAAAGAUGAAGAACAGAAACGAGAACAACAGCAAGAAAGUCUGUACAAAUUCAAGACAACAACCCAUGAAGGAGAGAUUGACGAAGAGAAAGCCUUUGAGAAAGGGCUUUGUAAAGCAUUCCCCACAUUUGAUAAUGAUUUUAGCGAGUUUAUUCAAUCAAAUAACCUUGAAGAGGCUCCAAAGCAUCUUGACAAGACUGACACAAGUGGAAUUGAAAAUUCUGAAGCAGAAGAGUUCAUGAAAUGUGUGGAUAUACAGAAGAUUAGCCGACUCCAUGAGAGCUUAUUCACCGAAAUACCUUACUCACAGUCCUGCAUGUUGAUUGGUGGAAUCGUUAAGCCUUGUUACCAUGGGGAUUCUUUUGAAGAGUUGAUUCAAAGUAGUUACCAGGCUGCUGCAAUCGUUAGCAUGAUGAAUGAACAAGCAAGAUGUUCGUCAGUUGUUGGUGGAUACCAUUGGGAGCCACACUUGUUACAAAGUCAGCACAUGCUUCAACAGCUAGUCAAAGACCACAAUGUACAGACCACUGACAAGCACUAUGACAUCUACCAUGACUCUAAUAUACCUGAGGUCAUCAAAAUACAACCGGUGAUGACGUCAUUCCGUGUACGUUUAGACGAAUUGCUGGCAGAAUGGCCAGAUAAUCCACUUCUUUCUCAGCUUCAAUUGUUCAUUGAUAAGAUCCUGGCAUUGCCUGUCACAAGUCCUGUGAUGAAAGUCCUUACUGGAAUUGAACUACUUUUGAAGAACGCUCAGGACUGGGAGAACAAUGCAAGCCGUCAUGUCACCAUCAAGUCUAAUCUCGAUCAGAUCACAAACCUUGUCAUUGAGUGGAGAAAACUUGAAUUAAAGUGUUGGUCGUCAUUACUAGACGUUGCUACGGACAAUGUGUCCAGUAAAGCCAGUAAAUGGUGGUUCUACCUCUACAGUCUUAUUCAACAAGCACUCACCGCACAGACAGAGUUAUCAGAUUUUAUUGAUCCAUUACAAAGAUUCAUUGAAUCGUCAUCUCUUGGGGAGUUUGCUUCACGUAUGAAAAUGCUGUAUUCUUUCUAUCAGCAAAGUGUUGCUAUGGAAACUACCAAUGAAACAAACAAAGCUAAAAUCUCAGAUGUAAUGCUGAAUAUUUACACGUACUACAAGCAAUUCUCCGCUACGGUUGAACAAAGAAUCUACCAAGCAAGAGAUCCUAUCGAGAAAGAACUUAAGGGCUAUGUGAAGAUUGCCAAAUGGAACGAUUCAAACUUCUGGGCGAUGAAGCAGGCGACAGAAAAAUCACAUCGAACUCUCCACAAGUUUGUAAGACGUUAUGAGAUGGCACUAAGUGAACCUGUCAGACAACUGUUGAUGGAUCCCAAGAAGAUAAUUGGAUCAAUCCAACAGGGCAACGUAGAAGAAUCACGUGAUAUCCAACUUAACCCUGAUUGGUUUAUUUCUGAGUCUGAACCAGCCAAUGGUGGGAAAGUAUUGGAAACUCGUUUACAUCAUGUGACUGGUCACGUGGAAAGACUGCCAAAGCUAUUCUCAAGAAUGAAAAAGUUAUGUUAUAAGAUUUUGAAAGAAGAAAGAUACUCGACUCUUUCAGCAACACUAAAUGAAUUUACUGGAGAAAUCAUCACUGGUGUUCAUGAUCUUCAAUCUUUAGAUGUAGUUAACCAGCCCAAGGAAAAGCAAAAAGAAAUGCGGAAGCACAUUCACCUCAGGAAACGCACAGCCCUAGCAGAACUGUUCAAGACAUUGUCUUCCAUAGGUUUAUCGCACAAAAAGGGACUCCAAAAUGCGAGUCUGUCCUCACUAGAGUUUUCGAUGUUGCUGCCUGGAUUUGAAGAGACUCAUAUUGAUUCCCUACUUCACAGCAAGACCAGAAUUGACUUGAACAAAGCUGCUGGUUUCCAUGCCAACAAAUGUCAACACUACUACCAUCGGUGCUUAGCGCGCAUGUCUGCCCUGAACGUACAUCUGACGUCACCAUCUAAGGAGUUGACCGUGGGGGAUAUUGACCGUUGUAAGGGAUAUAGUCACCAUCUAAUGACAGUUAUACAGAAUCAACGCAAAGCCAUUGUAGAAAUGACAAAGAGAAUUAGGACACUAAGAUUGGCUUCCAGGUCUCUCUCAAGUGUAGUGGUCGAGAAAGGACCGGUACUUAUACCUCCUCAAGAUGACCUUCCCCAUCAAAUGACUCAGUUCUUGGAGUUCUUGACUUGGGUUUCCCAGUUGUUGAAGCGUUCACUUCAUCUGRUAAAAUGUUGUCCACAACAACCUUUCACGAAUGACUGUACUCCAGUACCAUCAAACAUGCUCUCGGCUGUCUCCAAAGCAUCAAGCAGCAGCGAAGUCAUCCAAAACAUCGAAACCACUCUUAAGAAUUGUCAAGCAAGUGUUGCUAAUGUCAUUAAUGAACUACGACCAUAUGUGGUUACCAUGGAGAACCAGACGAGCGGAAGUGACGUAGGAAAUAGUGUUAUUGCGUCAUGGGAACAUGUGAAAGCCCUGUCAUGUGGUGUUCAAUCUUUGACAACUAUUGGCAGAAAUAUCAGGUCCUUAUUGUGUCAUUUUGAAUCAAGAAUUUACAAAGACAUGGGUCUUGGCGGUUGUCUGUAUAUCUUAACACAAAGAAUCGAGAGUGAAUGUCAAAGACUAGAAACAUGGAACCAAACCCUUGUACAAACCAGCACAAGUCAUGGAACAACUCUUCCUGUAGAAGACUUUGUGGAUAAAGCCGUGACAACGCUGCUCCUUGGAGUGCAGAGACUCUCCAAAGUGUUAGAAUCAAGAGAUGGAAACAUUGACAAUGAAGAAGUCGAAGAAGACAAUCUUUUGGAGGGACAUCUCGUUUCUCAUAUCUACCAAGCCAUGGUUGAUGAUAUAGCAAAACUUGACCUCUUUACCGUACAAGACAGCGUUAUAUCCUUCAUAUCUGAGCUUAAAGCAUCUGCUACCACUCAUCAAACAGCAAAUAACGAGUCCCCAGUCAAAGAAACUCCCUAUAUACCUCUGGAUGUCACUCGUCACGUGAUAUCAACCUUGGUCUCGUUACUAGACCAAUACCUCUGCCUCGCUGAUGGCUUUCUUCUAAGCCUACUGACUGCCCAUAAUACAACCAGCAAACUUCUGUCUGUUCUUCUUGGUGUUUUCACUGAGUUAGUCGAGAAAGGAUUUUGCUUACCGCCCGAAGUGGAGGAAGAAGACAGUGGAGAGGGGGCGACUGACUUCGAGGACAUUCAAGAUGGUGGACUUGGAGAGGGUGAAGGUGCGAAGGACGUUAGCGAUCAAAUCGAGAAUGAAGACCAGCUUCAAGACGCAAAGAAAGACGGUGAAAAUGAAGAAAACCAACAAAAUAAUGAACACAUACCCGAGGAAGAAAAUGGGAUCGAGAUGAGUGAAGACUUCGAUGGUGCGAUGCACGAUGUCGAGGGUGAAGAGCAGGAUCAAGAACACACCGAUGAUGAACAAGAGGAAGAAGAUCUUGAUAAACAAAUGGGAGAACUGGAUGGGAAAGAGGAUGAAAAACUGGAUGAGAAAAUAUGGGGAGAUUCAGAUGAUGAGGAAGAGAAAGAGAACAACGAAGGAGAAUCAGAAAAAGGCGCUGGAGCUGACGCUGAAACUGAAUCAGAAAUGGUCGCAAAGGAAGACAACAAAGAUGCCGUUGACGAGAGUAAAGAGAAAGAACAAGAACCGAAAGACGACAAAGAAGAAACUAUCAAUGAUUUACCCAAGGAAGACUCAGGGAAUCUAUCUGACGGAGAGUUAGACCCACAGGGAGAGGAAAAGGACAAGAACGUACCUGAAAACGAAGCUGGUGACCUUAACCUUCCUGAUGACCUUGAGCUGGACGAUGGCAAUGAAAACCAAGGCGAUGAAGAGUUGGGUGAUGAAACGGAAGGGAAAGAGGAUGGGACGGAAGAGGAAGAAGAAGAGAAAGAAACUGAACCAGAAGCAAACAGCGAGCAAAGCAUGGACAUCGAUCAAGAGGAAACUGCCAAAGAAGACGAAGAUGUUCAAGAAAACGAAGAGACGAAAGGUGAGGUUGAACACGAAGAGAACGAGGACCACCAAGAAGGAGAACAAGCUAAAGACGGUGACGACCAGGACUGGAGAACACAGCAACAAACCGAGGCCGAAGACGUUGUCCAGGCAACAGACGACAACAUGGCUAACGAUGGCGGAUCAAAUCAAAACGAAGUCAUGGAGCAAACCGCUGGUCAAAGUGAGCCCAAUGACAAUCAAGAUCAGCAAGGUGUUGGGAGCGCAAAGGCACUUGGGAAUGAGGGGCACUCGGKGGAAGCAGAAGUGGCAUCAGCUCAGACUUCUACAGAUGCAAAGCAAAAGCAACGAAAACAAAUGAAUCGAUCGCGUUCAGACCGCAGCCUCGGCUCCAUGGAUGAACGGACUCAUAAACGCCUGAAGACAGUCGACGAAACGGACUCAAUACCACCCCCAGAGAGUGACGUCAAGAAGACGGCAGAACUCUAUCAACACUUAAAAGGAAAUGACAGCUCCAACCAUGACGCGCAGACUCUAGACAGUGCAACUGCUGACCAGUCAAGAGAACAAGACGGCUCACGAGUUCCUGAGCAUAUGAGCGACUAUGAAGACGAGGAUGAAAACAUGGAAUGUGAUGAUAGAGUAGUGAGAGAAAAAGAAGAUAAUUUGAAACAACUUCAGCAGCAAAAAACUAACCCACAAGGAGCAGACUCGGACAUGAAGUCACGUGAAGAAAUUCCUGACCGUGAGGAUAUGGAAACUAGUUUUGAGUCACGUGAUAAAGAGAUAGAUCCUGAUAGGUCAGAAAGCUCGUACCACGUGUCAAGUGAAGCUUUCUUGCAGGAAAAACAGGAACUAUCAAUUGAUCAGGACAAAUUGAGGUCUGAUUUGGAACACCAAUUAGCUGUCUGGUCAAACCUCGAUCAUGGUACACUAGACCAACAACGACAUGCACAAAGUACCUGGCAUAAGUACGAACUCUUGACGUCUGGCCUGGCACAGGAACUAUGUGAACAACUACGUCUCGUUUUGGAGCCUUCACUUGCUACAAAGCUUAGAGGAGAUUAUCGAACAGGCAAAAGAUUAAACAUGAGGAAGGUCAUUCCUUACAUCGCCAGUCAGUUUCGUAAAGACAAAAUCUGGUUAAGACGUACAAAACCAAGCAAGAGGGAAUAUCAGGUCAUGAUUGCAGUCGACGACUCGUCCAGCAUGGCUGAUAACCAUUCUAAACAGCUUGCUUUUGAAUCUCUUGCUGUGAUCAGUAAAGCUUUGACAAGACUUGAGGCGGGAGAUCUUGGUGUAUGCAGCUUCGGCGAAACCGUCAAGCUUCUUCAUCCACUUCACGAGCCGUUCACGGACCAAAGCGGUGCAAAAAUCUUACAGCAAUUCACGUUUGACCAGAAAAAGACGAAGAUUGCAGAGCUCGUCAGUACGUGUAGUAGUCUCAUGUUAUCAUCGAAGUCUCGUCUUCCAAGUGGACCUCGUUCCCGUGCUGUGACGUCACAACUCCUGCUCGUGGUGUCUGAUGGGAGAGGCGUUUUUCUUGAAGGAACAGAGACUGUGAGAAAAACCGUUCGUGCAGCGAAAGAAGCUGGUAUUUUCCUGGUAUUUGUGAUCAUUGAUAAUCCCAUUAACAGAGAUUCAAUCCUGGACAUAAAAGUACCAAUCUUCCAUCCAGGAAAACCACCAGAGAUCAAGUCAUACAUUGAACAGUUUCCUUUCCCGUUUUACGUCAUUCUUAGAGACAUCAAUUCUCUUCCUGUAACACUGAGUGAUGCUUUACGACAAUGGUUUGAACUUGUGACAAGUAUGGACAGCUAACAGUUUGCUUAGCAACAAGGUUGUUUGCAUGAUUUCAACUUCGUGUUGGUAUAGCAACAAGCUUGUUUCCAAGGGUGGGUCAUUAUGGCAACAUUUGGUCACCACAGCAACUUGAAUUGAAAUCAACAUGGCAACUAAAUAGUACCAUGGCAACAUAAAAAAACUAGUAGUGACCAUGACAAUAUACCAUCACCAAGCAACGUAUGGUUACCAAGGAAAUAUACUAUUACCAUGACGAUAAAUAAAUAAAUUAUGUAAUGAAGAAGAAAGCAUACAUUUAGUAAGGAUACGCAGUCAACUAGGAAUAAAUCAAAUAAAGUAUGGCCAAAUUAA
Molecule: messenger RNA, 11385 nt
Organism: Exaiptasia diaphana
Lineage: Eukaryota; Metazoa; Cnidaria; Anthozoa; Actiniaria; Aiptasiidae
Product: midasin
Exons: 62
Coding region: 46-11052 (3668 amino acids)
Biological process (GO): ribosomal large subunit assembly; rRNA processing
Cellular component (GO): preribosome, large subunit precursor
Molecular function (GO): ATP binding; ATP hydrolysis activity
Source: RefSeq, a predicted model, not a curated record